CUAAAAAUAUCUUUAGAUUGGACUUUCCCGUGCCCCACCAUUUACACCGGGUUGAAAAUGACUUUUCAUACAUAAGACAUUGACACAAUAAUCUUCAGAUAGUAACUUCAAUUUUGAUAUUAUUCUAAUGCUUGUAUAAAUAAAUAUUAUGACACAGGUUUUAUGGUUUGUGGUAGUGGCAACACUUUGGGGUGGAACAAAUCCUCUAAUUAAAAGGGAAAGUCAAGGAGUUGAAAGAAUUAGAAGAAAUAACAAAGUUAAACAGAUUCUUGCAGAACUCUAUUUCCUCUUUUCUAACUGGAAGUACUGUGCAGCAUUCCUUCUGAAUCAGUCUGGAUCUGUGUUAUUUUACCUCACUCUAGCUUCAGUUGAGUUGUCCUUGGCUGUUCCUGUUACAAAUUCUCUUACUUUUAUAUUUACUAUGUUAUCCGGCCAUAUCUUGGGAGAGAAGAUUCAGAGUUUAGAAACAUUUAUUGGAGUGGCUCUGGUUGUAUUAGGAGUAGCAUUGUGUGUUUCAAAUAAAGUUUAAAGCC
This is a messenger RNA of Mytilus californianus (California mussel), 533 nucleotides long. Its product is annotated as transmembrane protein 234-like. The transcript is spliced from 5 exons. The record is from RefSeq and is a predicted model, not a curated record. Lineage: Eukaryota; Metazoa; Mollusca; Bivalvia; Mytilida; Mytilidae. The coding region runs from base 149 to 529 and encodes 126 amino acids.